GUUGUGAGAGAGUGAGAGAUGUGUCCUCGAGCUACUCAAACAUGCGAAAUCUGCGAGAAGGUUGUAUCCAAAUACAAGUGUCCUUCUUGUCUUGUUCCUUACUGCUCAUUGGGUUGUUUCAAGAUACACAAAGAGACUCCAUGUGCUAAACCGUCUGAUCCUUCUUCAACCGAAGAAAAGCCAGCAGCUUCUCCAGCAAAGGAAGUCCCGGUGAAAAGACCUGAGGAAGCUAAUGAUGUUGUAGAGAAGACACAGCAAAAGGCUAGUGCUGCAUCUCCAGCGAAGGAAAUUCCGGUAGCAAGACCGAUAAUUGUAGAGGAAGAAAAGUAUAUUUUAGAAAAGACACAGUUCGAGGCUAUCGCUUCUUCUAGUGAAAUCCGCGAAGCUCUAAAGGAUGAACCUCUUCAGAAACUCAUCUACAGUAUUGAUAGUUCUUCCAACCCUUUACAGGAACUCGAUGAAGCCAUGGGAAUAGAAGCAUUCCGCGAAUUCACAGACAAGAUUUUAUCAAACAUUUCGAAGAGUAAUGACGAGCAGUUCCUUGCUACUACCUGCCUGGCCUAAACUCAGCUGUGAUGUUAUUUGUUGACUCUAUAAGAACAUUUUUAAAAAGAGGAUGGGUCUUGUGAGCAACGUCAUUUGUUGGAACAGAGGAAUAAGCACAAUGGAUAUUGGGAAAGAAUUACCUGCAAUGGAGGAGGAAGAGAUUGUUGCAUCUGAUGGUGACCAACAAACUGACCAUAAGGAUUCAUCUGAGGUUGGUUCGACACCGGGUUAGGCUGUGGACUUUGUAACCAAACUCUGGAUGGGUCAAAGGUCUGAAUGUUUGGAAAAGGGUAUCGCGGUGGUGGAUAUGAUGGACCUACACCCGCCAUAUGAGCCUGGCUAGGGAAAGGUAUGUAUGCAGGAGGCUGAUUCAUACCCAUGGCCAUGUGGGGCAUGAACUGCUGCAUAUUCGAUGUAUACAUCAUCGGUGGCAUCAUACCACUUCCCAUUGACAUCAUCGAUUCAGAUAUUAAAAAACCUCAUUCAUGAUCUGAAGAUUAUUCAUCUACAUAAUUGCUGUAAAACAAAUUCAUGACUUGCAAGAAACAGAAGAGCAAGACCUCAAGGACAUAUAAGAGGAAUCAUCUUAUUAGGCCAACCAUCUAAACGAAGAUGAAUCUUCAGACAUCAAAUCUAAAAAGAGGAAUCUUCAGGGGCAUACAUUUAUUUGCAUCUCUAGAGAUUUCACGUACUCGAUAACAUCUUCCAGCAUUGAAACUUUAGUAGACUGAUCAGAGUAGAACCAGAACCAGAAUGAGAAUCAAGUUUAAUGACAACAAGUUAUGUGAAACUGUGAGAGACCUUGUUGCAGCGAGGAAUGAGUUGUUGCAGAGUCUUCAUUCUCUCGUUGAUCUUUUCUCUCCGUCUCUGUUAAAACACAAGGUACGUUUCAAUGGAGGAUGAAACAGAGAGUCCAUUGUUGAAAUCAAAGAAUCUUGAAAAUGCAAUGGAAAUAUAACAACCCUUUCGG
Messenger RNA from Arabidopsis thaliana (thale cress), 1516 nucleotides. RefSeq names its product HIT-type Zinc finger family protein. The record is from RefSeq and is marked reviewed. The transcript is spliced from 9 exons. Bases 19 to 564 code for a protein of 181 amino acids. Gene Ontology annotation, molecular function: zinc ion binding. Lineage: Eukaryota; Viridiplantae; Streptophyta; Magnoliopsida; Brassicales; Brassicaceae.